Molecule: messenger RNA, 951 nt
Organism: Gloeophyllum trabeum ATCC 11539
Lineage: Eukaryota; Fungi; Basidiomycota; Agaricomycetes; Gloeophyllales; Gloeophyllaceae
Product: HMG-box
Exons: 2
Biological process (GO): cell differentiation; anatomical structure morphogenesis; regulation of DNA-templated transcription
Molecular function (GO): DNA-binding transcription factor activity, RNA polymerase II-specific; RNA polymerase II cis-regulatory region sequence-specific DNA binding
Source: RefSeq, a predicted model, not a curated record
CCUCAAUUGUCCGCCGUCGACACGAGGACAAAGAAAACGCUGGCUCGCCCACUCCUCGAGCGUUAGGUUUUCUCCAUUAUCCUCCCCCCUCCUGCAGUUGCGGGCGUUUCCUUCAUUAUUCUUGUAUCCUUUGCACGGGCUUGUUUGCUUCCCAUUCUGUAUUAUUCUCCAUUGUCUGAAACGAACAAUCAUGCCCGCUCACCGCACUCGCGAUACCCCCGCCCGCUCAGCACUCGAAGUGACGACAGACGCACCACAACCACCCACUGUAGCCAUCAUAUCCCCGACGCCGCGCGUCUUUUCCUUCCCUAUCAAUAAUGACAGUCCUUCUCCGUCCCCGUCUAGCUCGCCCUUCGACCCCGACGUAAACCCCUUCGCAACAGUAUUCGAGUCAGCUUCCUCACCAGCGACAUCCAUCGCACGCACCCUCUCUCCAGCAGAAUCCGUAUCCUCCGAUUCCUCCACGCCGCCUGCCAGAUCUUACCACAAACGCCAGAAGUCCACUCAGUCCACGUCCAGCGACACCACCUCCGAGCGCCGCCCGAAGAAGGGCGACGAAGGCUACAUUAAGCGCCCCGAGAACGCGUUUAUCCUGUUCCGCCGCAAGUGCUGCGAAGAGCGCAAGGAGCUUCUCCAACAACUCGAGGAGUCUUCAGAAGGCGCAAACACCAAGCGUCAGCGCCAGGCCGACCUGUCCAAGCUCAUCAGUCAGCAAUGGAAAGCGCUCCCGGCGGAAGACCGGCUCCACUGGGAAGAGCUCGCCAAGGAGAAGAAGAAGGAGCACGAGAAGAUGUACCCCGACUACGUGUACCGGCCGCAGCGGUCCAAGCGGAAGGGCAAGGGUAAGAAGAGCCUGGGCGACGACGAACACGAUCAGACGGACGGUGAGAGCGUUCCCCUGACCUUGCACGCUCCCACCAUGCGCGGGCACGGCCGAUCUUCGUCCGCACC